AUGUUUCCCUCGACCUUCACUCGCGCUGCUUUUGCAGCUGGACUCCUUGUCUCUGGCGCCGCUGCGACUUACAAUGCUGCCGCUAAGACGAACAUUGCUAUGUACUGGGGUCAAGGAUACGAUCAGAUCCCACUGAUCGAUGUUUGCACUGACCCGAACGUUGACAUUGUCAACAUCGGCUUUCUGGAACAAAAAGUCAUCACCAAGUUCCCUACAGUGGUCGGCGCAUACCCCGGAAGCAACCAUGCGAACGCAUGUGGCAGUACUGUAUAUUACGAUCCAGUCCUGAAAGAGGACAGCACUCUGUUCAAUUCCUGCCCUGGCAUAGAGGAGGCUAUCAAUGCUUGCCACAGGAGAGGCAAGAAGGUCAUGCUCUCCCUUGGAGGCGGUUGGCCCACGGACUACUACCUCAAGGACAAAGACGUCGCAGAAUGGACUGCUGAGUUCCUGCUCGGUGCCUACGGCAAAGUCACCCCUGAGUGGAAGGCUGCCGAUAUGCCGCGUCCGUUCGGCAACGCGUUCGUAGACGGCUUCGACUUCGAUCUCGAAGCGCAAUUCUACAACAUGCCUGGAGGUGACGAGAAGUUUAUCUACGCCAACUACGAACACUUCGGCAACUACGUCAAGACGCAUUCGAACAUGCUUCUCUCCGCUGCUCCCCAGUGUGUCGUCCCUGAUGCUAGGAUCUCCCCUAUCAUGAAGAAGUUGAAAUUCGACAUGAUCUUCACCCAAUUCUACAACACCUGGGAAUGCUCUGCUGCCAAAGAGGUCGAUGACAAGAAGAAGAAGCAGCCCAGCACUUUCACCUUCCAGAAGUGGAUCGACGAGAUCAAGGCCUCCGCGAACCCCGACGCCAAGUUCUACAUUGGAUUGCCUGCCGGUCCUGACGGCGUGGAGAGCCAUAAGGACCACUACCUCGAGCCCCUUGACGCAGACUUCUUGCUUCGAUUCUACAAGAACGACCCCAGCUUUGGUGGUGUUAUGCUCUGGGAGGCGACUGUGUCUGUCAGGAACCCGACAUAUGGCCAGUCGUACGGUACAUGGAUGAAGAAGUCUCUUGAGGGCACCUUCAUGAAGGAUUUCCACCCCGUCGUGUCCUCCAGCACUCAGUCUUCGUCGACCGCUACCCCGACUUCGACCAAGCUAUCAUCCUCCAGUACUCCAGUCUCGUCUACGAUGGUCUCGUCUUCCACUACCAUCUCCAGCAGCGCUAUGACUUCCAGCACCCCUGUCUCCAGCAGUAUGGUCUCCUCCAGCACUCCUGCUCCCAGCAGCAUGAUCACCAGCAGCAGCGCCUCAUCUUCGUCUGCCUACGUCACCUUGAGCUCGGUCUCCAGCAGCAGCUCUGUCCACGUUUCUUCCAGCUCGUCCGUCGCGGAAUCGUCUUCUGUCGCCUCCAGCUCUUCUUCCGCCCAGGAGAGCAGCUCAGUCUACAGCGAGAUGCCCACUGCUAGUGAGAGCGCCAGCUCCGUUGCUACCGUCAGCAGCACCAUGAUCGAGCCCUCGUCCAUCGCUACCAUCUCUGCAUCUGCCUCCAGCAGCGAGUCGGUCUACGUUCCUCUCCCAACGGAGACUAUCACUGCGAGUUCCAUUGAGUCUGUCAGCAGCAGCAUGGUCGAGUCUUCUUCCGUCCCUGAGAUCACCGCCACUGUCAGCGCCAGCUCGGUGUACGAGACCUCCAGCACCAUCGAAUCUGCCAGCAGCAGCAUGAUUGAGUCGUCUUCCGUCCCUGAGAUCACCGCCACUGUCAGCGCCAGCUCGGUAUACGAGACUUCCAGCACCAUCGAGACCGUCUCCAGCACCCUCAUUGAGCCGUCAUCUGUCGCCACGAUCUCUGCUUCCGAGACCGCCAGCAGCUCCGUCUACGUUCCUUCCCCGAGCGAGACCUCUGCUUCCAGCGAAGUGUCCUCGUCGGCCUCAAGCUCCAGCGACAUGUACCCUACUGGUUCAGUCUCUGCGUCCACCCCCGAGGCUGCGUCUUCUACCCCAUACGUGCCUUCCAUGGAGUACAGCAUGUCAUUCUCUGCCGUUUACCCAUCCGAAGUCCACUCGUCUGUUGUCUACUCAUCCGGUGUAUACUCCACCGCAUCGCCGAUGUACCCCACCGACACUGUCUCUGCUACAUACCCUGCUGAGAGCUCCAAGGGCUCUAUUGCAUCCAGCACUGGCCACGUGAGCAUCCCAUCCGUAACGGAGAAGCCUGAGUACCCCGAGUCUUCCAAGGUUCCCGCCGGCUCCACCACCUCAGUCGUCACAACUACCUACGUCGAUGUCUGCCCCACUGGCUUGACCACCGUCACCACCACCUACGUUGCGACCGUCUGCACUAAGUGCGCAAAGCCCACCGGCUCGACCGACGUACCUGAGGGCUGGACUACCAGCGUCUACACUGCCAGCACUGUCACCGUGACCAUCACCAAGCCCAUCGCUACCGCCACCCACGUGCCCGCAUACCCAUCCUCUGCUCCUUCCGUCGCAUACCCUGCGGACUACCCGGCUAAGCCCGUGUCCUCAGGCAAGCCUGCAUACUCUGCCGUCCCUGAGGCGUCUAUGCCCGCGUACCCUGCGGUUCCUAAGCCCUCCAAGUCCGCCGAGUACCCGGCCGUUCCUGAGGCGUCUAUGCCCGCAUACCCUGUUGCGCCUGAGGCUUCCAAGGCUGCUGAGUACCCAUCCGUCCCUGAAGCUUCCAAGGGCGCUGAGUACCCGUCUAUGCCUGAGGCCUCCAAGGCCGCAGAAUACCCUGCCAUGCCCGAGUACCCCAAGAAGCCCGUCGAGCAGGAGGCCACCAGCACCAUGUACAUGACCCUCACCAAGGUCGCAAUGUCCACCUACACUCCCGCUCCUUACCCAACUGCUGGAGGUGCUCCUUACGUCCCUGCCGGCCCUGCUAUGAACGGUACCAGCAUGUACGCGCCUAUGCCUACUGGCACUGGUAAGCCUACCAUGCCUUCCCAGUACAUGCCACCUGCGGAGUUCGAGGGCGCUGCUAGCCGUGUUGGAGCUGGGCUCAUGAUGCUCGUUGGUGCUGUUGGUGCCGUUCUAAUUCUCUAG
Messenger RNA from Alternaria novae-zelandiae, 3051 nucleotides. RefSeq lists its product as uncharacterized. Gene Ontology annotation, molecular function: chitinase activity. Gene Ontology annotation, cellular component: extracellular region. Gene Ontology annotation, biological process: carbohydrate metabolic process. The record is from RefSeq and is a predicted model, not a curated record. Lineage: Eukaryota; Fungi; Ascomycota; Dothideomycetes; Pleosporales; Pleosporaceae. The transcript is spliced from 3 exons. The coding region runs from base 1 to 3051 and encodes 1016 amino acids.